Molecule: messenger RNA, 894 nt
Organism: Penicillium olsonii
Lineage: Eukaryota; Fungi; Ascomycota; Eurotiomycetes; Eurotiales; Aspergillaceae
Source: the annotation of a GenBank genome assembly
AUGUUCAAACGCUCCUUCAUAUCCAAGGACCGGGCGGGAAAGACCGUCAGGGUUGCUAAGAAGAAGUACGACGAUCUGGUCAAGCUCCAGAUGAAGCAGAAAGCGGAGAGCCCAUCGAUUGCAAGCCCUCUGACUAGUCCCAUCAUAUCCAUGAUCGUGGGCCGAGACCAGAGUGUGUUCGCCGCGCAUGAAGAUAUCCUUUCUGCGUCGCCGUAUUUCCGUGCCGCUAUCAAGGAGCAAUCCCAAGAGAAUGGCGAUAAGCAACUGACGUUGCCUGAAGAAGAACCCGAGAUCCUGUCGUGCGUUCUCGAGUUCCUAUACAAGGGGGAAUAUUUCCCUCGAUUGCUGCUCGGGAAGCAUCGACAUUCAGCAUCUCUCGAGGACGCCCAGGAUCCCACGCAAACUGGUGGUCGCGGAUCCAGUGAAGCAACAAUCUUUCAUCCCGAAGUUGGAGACCUUGUUCUUCGGGAUACUGUGAUCUACUGCGCUGCCGAGAAAUACGGCCUGGAAGACCUGAAGCAACUUGCUCUGCGGAAGCAGGGGUUGCAAAGCGGUAUUCCGGCCGAUGUGAUCUUGCGAUCUGCUCGAUAUGCGUACGAUCAUACCCCUGACACUGACUCUCGACUGCGUGCCCAUUAUCUGGCGGUGAUCAUCCGAAGCCGGAAGAUCUUCAAACAGAGUGGGACAUUGCAGAUGGAGAUGGAAGAAGGGGGGAAGUUGUUCUUCGACUUGUUCGUGGCAAUGUGUAACCACAUAGAUGACAUCUCCGAGCGGUAUGUUCAAUUCUUGACUCCGAAAUUCAGAAGAUGUCUUUGCUCAUGUCAACUAGUACAACACGAUCGCCGAAGUUCUUCUAGGUGGGAUCUGAUUUACUGGCCCCAACUGAGGUCAUGA